GUUUAUGUCAGAAUUAUCUUAAUAGAGUGGUAAAUAGCAGAAAUUCCGAAUAUUUAAGACAAACUUAAAGUCAUUAAAUAAAAUUUAAAAUGGAAAUCGUCAACCCAAACGCAGCUGUUCUUACCAACUUCGAGGUUAUGAAUACACUAAAAAACAUGAAAAGUAGCAAGAAAAAGCAUGGUUUGAGGAAUUUGGCUACCAUUACGUAUGAAACGGUUCAGUAUCUGGAAGAUACGGCAUGUCGAGAUCAAAGCUCCGAUUCGAUAGUAAAUUUUCUUAAAGCAAUGAAACAGUUUAAUCUCACCAAAAACGAAUGUCUGAUGAUGAUCAAUGACCCUCCCAGUUCUGCCUUGCACAUACAGAUCAUGAUCGAAGAUUCCGAUGAACGACUAACUGACGAGCAAGUCAAUCGUAUUAUUGAGUUUGGAUCAAAACUUCGAACGAGUAGCAUCGACAGUGUAAGUCAUCAAACUGAAGAAAACGAAUGAUUAAUGCCUUGAAAUGUGUGACGAUUUAAUAUUCCUUGUACAUAUACAAAUAAUUUAAGUUGUAAAAUAAAAACGAACUAGCUUAAGAUACAUCUCAAUAU
This is a messenger RNA of Sabethes cyaneus, 589 nucleotides long. RefSeq names its product DNA-directed RNA polymerase III subunit RPC9 (gene Polr3I). The coding region runs from base 90 to 488 and encodes 132 amino acids. NCBI's taxonomy places the organism in Eukaryota, Metazoa, Arthropoda, Insecta, Diptera, Culicidae. The record is from RefSeq and is a predicted model, not a curated record. Gene Ontology annotation, cellular component: RNA polymerase III complex. Gene Ontology annotation, biological process: transcription initiation at RNA polymerase III promoter. Gene Ontology annotation, molecular function: nucleotide binding. The transcript is spliced from 2 exons.